AUGGACGCCGACCCACCUGCAGCCUUGCUCCCCGCCGACUCGCCCUUCGACAGCGGGCCAGCUUCCUACCCUGCAUUCGACUCGACUAAUUCGAUGUCCUACGGCGCACCACGAUCCCGAGCCUGCUCGACCGCAUCGAGCGUCAACUCGUUCGCCUCGUCUGCCUUCUCGACCUGGACGCCGCAGGACUCGCCCAACACGAGCGCGCACGGUCGGCCGUCGCUCGAGGGGACGCUCGCGACAAAGUUAGUGCCGAGCUGUACGGGAGAAGGGUUCGUCGUCGACGCGGGACUUGCGGGGAGGGUUGAGGUCGGAUGGCAGGAGCUCGUCGAUCUCCUUCUCGACCCAAACACGACGUCGACCCUACACCCCGAACACAUCGUCGCCCAGACCGCCGCCUAUCUGCGAGCCCGCCUCGCUUCAGCUCCUGGCCUCCAAGCGGCUCCACGUCCCUCGACGGCUAUUACCAGCCUCGGCGAUGGCCUCCACGAGUUCUCCUUCGCCCCUCCGCCCGACCCGCCUCAUCCCUAUGUCCAGCCUGCGCUCGUCUCGGGCUUGACGACCGAGCCGGCGAGCUACGAUCUUGCGCAGACGGCGCCGACAGCGGGUCUGUUCGGCCAGCAGCACGAGGGGUUCAACCAGCCCGGCGGGAGAGCGAGCGUCUCGACGACACCUUACGGCAGUCCCGCUCUUCCGCUGCCUACUCCCCCCGCGCAAUUCUGCGCUCCAUCAGACUACGUCUCCUACACUCCUUCAUCCUACCAGCGCCCUCUCUCGCUGCACCGCACCCUCUCGACCUCCUCCCGCCCCUCCUCCCUGCGCUCUCUCAGCCCCACCCGCGCCCCCUCCUUCCGCUCAACCUCCGAGCGAGACUCGUUCUCCGCCCGUCGACGCUCUCACAACCUCCGCCAAACUUCGUCGCCUUACCCACACCAGCGUCCGCCGCCGAGGGAGUUGCAGACGGCUCAUUUGUCCGCUUCGUCCCUCCACGAGUUCGCGGGCCACGUGCGACCGAGAAGCGUGAGGAGGGAUUCGGAGGUGCGGUCCGAGGGUGAGUCGGAGUAUGCGGAUGGGGACGGGGACGACGAUUACCUCGACUUUGAGGAAGAACCCGGGACGGCUAUCCCGCCCGAGUUGCGCAAGAAGGGCAAGGGGAGACGCGCGUUGAGGCCGCUCAAUAGGGAGACGGAGACGUAUGUCUGGAGCGUCGAGAGGGCGCAGUUGAGUCGCGUCUUGCCCGGCGAGGAGGUCGUGGAGGGAGAGGUGAUCGUCUUUCCCGCUGGGAGCUACUGCAAAGUCACAGUCGACGACCUCGACGUCCUCCCCUCCGACACCAAGCACCGAGUCAACGAAUGGCUCCGUGGCCAAACCUGCGUCGAAGGGUGCACCUUCCGCUUCGAAGGCAAGCGACCGAGUGUGAUUCGUCAACAUGUGACGGGGUGUAAAGCCCGUGCGCAGGUGUUGAGAGUCGAUCCGUUGAAGAGGUUGUGUCAGGUGCAGCUGGAUGCGCAGACUGUCGAGUCGAGAAUCCGCGCAAACGCCCGCCUCGCAGGACUGCCGAAACCUCCUCUCGACUCGGACGACUCGGCGGACCAGCGAAGCUUGCGGAGCAUCGAUAGCCGCGUCUCGUCGCUGUCGGCGUCGUCGGCGCGGUCGAGCUAUGCGGGAGGAGGGGAGGGGAUGAGCGGGAUGAGAGUGCAGCAGGAGUCCUGGUUCGACCCGUACGCCUCACCCUCAACCUCUAUCUCGACAGGUGCGCCUCCCACCGCAACCCAACCCACGUUCCCGCCUCUCCAGCACCCGCAACCCCAGCCGCAGCACGCCGAGUCGAUGGCGAUGUCGGCUUCGUUCCUCAGCUUUGACGACUAG
This is a messenger RNA of Rhodotorula toruloides NP11, 1869 nucleotides long. RefSeq lists its product as uncharacterized. Lineage: Eukaryota; Fungi; Basidiomycota; Microbotryomycetes; Sporidiobolales; Sporidiobolaceae. The record is from RefSeq and is a predicted model, not a curated record. Bases 1 to 1869 code for a protein of 622 amino acids. The transcript is spliced from 6 exons.